This is a messenger RNA of Hippocampus comes (tiger tail seahorse), 2483 nucleotides long. RefSeq names its product serine/threonine-protein kinase pim-1-like. The coding region runs from base 221 to 2077 and encodes 618 amino acids. Gene Ontology annotation, molecular function: ATP binding; protein serine/threonine kinase activity. Gene Ontology annotation, biological process: protein autophosphorylation; negative regulation of apoptotic process; regulation of mitotic cell cycle. Gene Ontology annotation, cellular component: cytoplasm. The transcript is spliced from 8 exons. The record is from RefSeq and is a predicted model, not a curated record. NCBI's taxonomy places the organism in Eukaryota, Metazoa, Chordata, Actinopteri, Syngnathiformes, Syngnathidae.
UUGACGUGUCGGUGACUAAUGGCAACGUAACCUUGAGAUUUAUGACCACAUGACUGACGCAAAUCAAGUUCACAUUUAAUUGUAAAUUUAUAUGUGUGAUUUAAAGGAGGUUGUAGUGAACCAGUGUAAAAUAAAAUUUAAAAAUCCUAAAAAAAAAAAAAAAAAAAAAAAACAAACCCACACGCAAAAAAACUGGCAGUGUGAAUCAGUUUGAAACAACAUGGAUGUCGACCUCCAGCCUGUUGCAGGCACCAAAGAAUGUUGCUCAUGUAUGGAAGACUGUGGGGUGAGAGACCCUGAAAGUAUGGUCUUUGGAACCGGACGACUACCCACAAAGAGACAUCAUCACCCCCUCCCAGAUGCUGGGAGGUCCACAAAGGUAGCAUCUGAGGAUACGUUGCCAGCCAAAAGGACCAAGCAUAUGAACCUAAUAACCAGCGUCAGAGCCACUAAGGUGUCUGUGAAGGCUUCGCUGUCUAAAAGGACCAAAUGCAAAACCAGUACCACACUGGAGACCCUCAAAGAGCAUCAGACGGUGAAAGUCACAAAGGUGUCUGUAAGGGCAAGAUCGGCUAAGGGGAACAAACAGAAGACUGCAACCAAACCAGAAACCCUACUAAGGAAGCGAAGGAUCAAGACCACCACGGUGUCGAUGAAGGUCAGGCCUGCUAAGGGGACCAAGCGGAAAGCUGGCACAAAAUCUGAAACACUUGUGAAGAAGCAGAGAUUUGAAACCACUAAGGUGUCCGUAAAGAUUGUAACAGCAAACGGGUCCAAAAAUAAGUCUAGACCCAAACCCCAGACCCUUAUGAGAAAGCACCAAGGUAAAUCCAAACCAAAGACUCUCUUUAGGAAGCACAGAGGUAAAACCAAACCAGACAUCCUGAUCAGGAAAACAAAGGGUAAACCCAAAAUGGAGACCUUACCUGGGAAUCGCGGGGCUAAGACCCGAUUGGAAAUGCUAACAUGUCAUCGAGGGACUAAAGACAAUCCAGAGAUUCUUAAAAGGAGGCAAGGUGGUAUAAACGAGUCGAUGAAUUUUGUGGCUGCAACCAAACGGAGAGCCGACACAAAACUGCAAAGCCUUCAAAAUAACCAGAGGACCAGAACAACCACUGUGCCAGUUACAGUCCUGAAGUCUCAAGGAACAAAACGGAAAACAAGUACCAAACCAGAGACCCUAACAAGGAGUCAGUGGCUCAAAGCCACCAAAAUGUCCAUGGUCCAACAGGCUGAAAAACGACUCUUGACCACAACCAGUCAAGGCUCCCUGGAUCAUAAGUAUCAGCAACUAGAGAAAAUCGGCGAAGGGGGCUUUGGAUCGGUCUAUGCUGGCUACAGGAAAGCUGAUUCAUUUCCUGUGGCCAUCAAACACAUUCCCAAACAUGAAGUCAAGAUCAUCUCCCUGAACAUAAAGGGGAGGAAACACGACGUUCCCGUGGAAGCGCUGCUCAUGCUGCAGGCAUCGUGCAUCAAGGACGCAGAUGGCCACUCGGCCGUCGUGUCUCUGCUGGACAAAUACGACUUGGAUCAAGAACUGGUGCUGGUCAUGGAGAAGCCGGCGCGAUCCGUGGACCUCUUCACAUACAUCACCAGAUGUCGGCUUGGACACCUCAAGGAGAAUGAGGCGAAGAACAUCAUGAGGCAGCUGGUGGACGCCGCCAUCAAAAUGCACGCAGUAAACGUCUUCCAUCGGGAUCUCAAACCGGGAAACAUCCUCCUGGAGGCCACUUAUGGCGUCCCCCGAGUGCGGGUCAUCGACUUCGGCUGCAGCUGCUUCGUAACCGAGGAGCCUUAUCAUGACUACACAGGAACCCUCUCCUACGCUCCUCCAGAGUUUGUCCUGAGGGGAACGUACAGGGCUGGCCCGACCACAGUGUGGCACCUGGGAGCCAUGCUCUUUGAGUUAUUAGCUGGAAGUAAACAGUUCGACACGCUCCUCUUUAUCUCCCAGAUGCUCCAACUCAAUCGGGUUCUGUCCCAAGACUGCAGAGACUUCUUGCAUAUGUGCUUGCAUUGUGACCCGGAGCAGCGCGCCUCCCUAGUGCAGAUCCACCAGCAUCCAUGGCUCAUUUGAUGAUUCACAAAAACUCAUUACCAUGUGGAGCAUCACGUUAUAGGCUCUUUUUUUUUUAAUUCCUCACCAACCAUAAAUGUACACUGUUGGAUGGUGUGUCAAUCAUCCAAACCCAAUUCCAAUGAAGUUGGGACGUUGUGUGAAACCUAAAUAAAACAGAAAAAUCAGGUUCCAUCUGUAUUGAAUUGACUAUACUGCAAAUAUAUUUAUUUUUGAUCCUGAUAUUUUUUUUUUUAGCAAAUAAUCAUUCACUUAGAAUGUUAUGGUGGUAACACAUUCCAGCAAAGCUGCGAUUACCAUUCCAGCAAAGCUGCGACCUGUGACUAUAUCUAUACACACAACUAUUUCUACAAUUUUCAGUAUAAGUAGGCUUCUGCAAUUAAAAAAAAAAAAGAACACAUCUUAA